Molecule: messenger RNA, 744 nt
Organism: Pollicipes pollicipes
Lineage: Eukaryota; Metazoa; Arthropoda; Thecostraca; Pollicipedomorpha; Pollicipedidae
Product: zinc finger HIT domain-containing protein 1
Exons: 3
Coding region: 196-693 (165 amino acids)
Biological process (GO): chromatin remodeling
Source: RefSeq, a predicted model, not a curated record
UCCAGGUACUUGUGACAAGGUGGAAGAAAGUGAACACUUUUGGUGGACAUAUUGAAGCAACUCUGCCUUGUGUGAUGGAAGUGGUACAAGCUCGCAUUGACGACUUAAUGGAUCAGAUCAGCUUCCCGUUGGUGGAGAAGUAAGUGCACUGCUGAACGCCAGAUCGUGUCCCUCCUGUGUCCACCGGGCCAGAGGAUGACGUCACGCGCGCGGGCCGCGUCGCACGUAGUACUGGACGAGGCGUCCCGCCGCCGUCGUCAACGGAAGGCGCUCGAGGCGCUCGAGCAGGACAACUUUCACGAUGACCCGCACGCCAACCUGGUGAUGCACAAGAAAGCGCCCAAGUUUGAGGAGUCGCUGGAUGGCAAGACCCGCCCCGACCGCAAGCGCAAGGCGCGCAGCUUCGAGUACUUCAAACAACGGUUCCGCAAGACAUUCUCGUCACUGCUCGAGGAGGAGCAACAGCAACAGCAACAGCAGCAACAACAACAGCAGCAGCAGCAGCAGCCAGAGCCGCAGCCGCCCAGCUACAGCUCGGCGCGGGCGCCGGCCAGCAACCGACCGGAGCGCCGCCUCUGCGCCGUCUGCGGCUUCCCCAGCAACUACACGUGUGUGCAGUGCGGCGCGCGCUUCUGCUGCGUGCGCUGCCAGCACACACAUCAGGAGACGCGUUGUCUCAAGUGGACGUCAUGAGCGUGCCGGCGGCGGCCAGGGAACUCAGGCGGCCUGAGGGGCGCCCCAUGA